UCUUAUUGAAUGGCGGAUGUCCAAAAAAUGUUUACAUUGACGACCUUGAAAGAAAGUGCUGUGAUAUUUAUUUGACUAAUCGUUGGAUGUGUUGCAUUCAGACCAACGCUUUGUAUAAACUUUAUUUUAACCAAUGGCAAGUGGAGGCUCUAACAACCGACCCUAUAGUUUAUCAAAAGAUGAGGCUCUAGCUCGCAUGUUACAAGAGGAAGAAUAUAAUGCAGCAAACCAUGAAGAUGAACAGUUAGCUCGAAGAUUACAGGGAAACAUGAUGUUUGGUUCAGAUGAAGACCCUCUCAGUGCCAGAGGAGGGAAUUCAAGACCUCCUAUGAGGGCCAUGACUCCAAUAACACAGUUAUUUUCUACUUUGGUUAAUGCCAGCUUACAACACAAUCCCAGGCAAGCUAGAAGAUCUCUUGGUUUACUUCAGUUAUCUUCAGAUGAAGAAGACCAUAAUGAUUCUGAUAAUUCAGAUUCUACUGUAGAAGAUGAACAAGGACUGAGUACAUCAAGAAGUGGUGUCUCAUCCACUAAUGUUGUUGGCAGAGGUGCACCAAGGGGAGGAUUAAGAGGUGGGAGGGGGCGUCUUGGAUUUCGGCCUUCAGAGACUUUAGUUCAUGUUUCUACAGAAAACACAGUGACACCUUCAGAUACGGCAAGAUCAAUGUUUUCUGUGGGGUCAGACAACCAAUCAUCAAGAUCAACAACAUCAGUUAGAGGGAGGCCACCAAGGGGUACAGUAAUAAGAGGAAAUAGGAGGGGAACUACAACGAGAAGAGCUUCCAAUACUGGAACAAAUAAUUCAGAAACAGGCGAGCCUCGUUCUAAUGCUGCAACUAGUCAGACAAGAACAACGGGGCGGAAUGCUCCACCUAGAAGUAUGGAACCUUCAGUUCCCCCUCUUUCUAUGGCAAUCAAUCAGCCCGAGUUACCUGAUGGUGAAGUAGAACCAGAGAUAUUAAUAUUAGACAGAGGAGGAACAGGAAGUGAUGCUAGAUUCUUACAUAUCAUGAGAGAUCCAAUGCUUCUGUUGUUAUUUUUAAUGGGUAGAACACCACACCUCCUUGUACCAGAUGACAUAGAUCCUACUGAUUAUGAGGCAUUAUGGGAACUAGCAGAGAGAAUUGGAGAAGUAAAAACACGUGGACUGAGUGAGAAGGAUCUGGAAUCCUUGUCAACAAAGAAAUUCAAAGGAAUAAAGAAAUUUAAUCAAGAAGGGCCUCAGUGCCAAGUUUGUUUAUCAGAGUAUAAGAAUGGAGAUGCCUUAGUAAAUCUUCCUUGUAAACAUGAAUAUCAUGAUAAGUGCAUCAAAGAAUGGCUAAAGAGAAAUGCUUCCUGUCCUAUCUGUCGUCAUGAAAUAAAAUCUGAGAAAUCAUGAAUAUGAAGACUUAUAAACACAGCCAAAGGGAGAUAAUUAUAAAGAACAAUUUAAAGGAAGAGUAAUUAUAAAGAACACUGUUCUGGUGAUUUCAUAUUGUCUUUAUUUUUUUCAUAUGGCAAAACGUUGACAAAUUUUUUUUUUGGCCAGAACAGUUGAUUUGAAAUGGAAUGUAUCCCAUUUUCCCAAUAUUUAUCUAUAAGGAACCAUGUGAUUAUGGAACCUCAAAAACAUUCAGCUAAAAAACAAAGUGUUUACACUAAAGUUUCAUAAGAAAACUCUGAAGGAAGUUUUAUUGAUACAUAGUCAGUGGUUGUGAUAUAUAUCCUCAUCCUCUUCUUGUAAUUGAAAAGCCAAUAUUUUAUCAAUGAGCAAUGAUGAUAAACCCCAAUAACCCAUUAGAUAAAAAAUAAACAAACUUGAAGGUGCAUUAUGUCAUUAGGUACUACUGAUUCUCUGGUUGUUUCAUCAAAUUCCAGUAUUUGGUUCAAAAGAUGUUUAGAUACGAAGUGUGAAUUGACAAAUAGUCCAAGUUCAAAUUAAUGAACAAACAAAUAAGAUGAUUAUUAUACAAUUUACCUCCACUUCAGUAUUAUGAAAUAUCUUUGACCACAUCUUAAUACCUAACAAGAAACAAGGAAUUGAAAAAUAUUUCUUUUGAUAGACAAAGUCAUUAAAACUAAUCAAGCAUUCUUCCUUAAGGGAAAUCCAUUCACAAAUAGUCCCCUUAAUAGCCAUACAAAUACCUUAUUAUUGUUAGGGAAAUCCAUUCACAAAUAGUCCCCUUAAUAGCCAUACAAAUACCUUAUUAUUGUUAGGGAAAUCCAUUCACAAAUAGUCCCCUAAAUGUCAUACAAAUACCUUAUUUUUGUUCCUAUUUAUAUGUCUCACAAGAACACACUACAUUACAGAAACUCAGAUUUAGAUCCGUAAGGGGUUUUUCAUUUGUGCCAAAUUUGUACCAACAUUUUAAUACCCAUCAUCCAUCAAAAAUCAAGUCCCUUAUACCAUAUCCAGUAUUUUCCUUUUUAGUGAAAGAAGAUAUAGAUUAGAAUAUACAAAAUGUUAUCAUGCAAUCAUGUGAAGUUUUACCUUUAAAAUCAUUAACUAUUUUUAUAUAUCACUAUAUCAAAAGGGUAGAGAUCUACACAUGUAAUUAGACAAUUGCCUAUCCAGGGGUGGCUAAAUAUUUUUGAGGUACUGUGUUGGAUUUUACAUUCAAAGUUUUAUAUGAUUCUUUUUGUUAGAAGAAACUAAAGACUUUUUACCAAUAAGAUUACGGUAACUGUGUUAAAUGUCAGUUUAAUUGUUAUAACAGUUUUCCUUCUUUUCUGUUAUUAUUUAUGAGAUGCAGUUUCAUAUAUUUUGUUGCAUUAUUUAAUCAUGGAUAUACUUGGAGAAAAUUAUCUACUUUUCUUUACUGGUCAUACAUAGUUUAUUACAUACUGUGCAUUGUUAAAUGUGGGAUACAAAAUUUUAAGGAUGUUGUGGACACAUUAGUGAAUCACAGUCACAAAUUUAAAUGUCACUAAAUAGAAAUUGACGACCGAAGUGAAAUUCAGUUUUUCAAAAGUCAUUUAAACCCCAUAUUUACCGAAACAAAAGACAGUAAUUGUUUUAUUCCAUAUUCCGAGAGAAGAAAAUGUAUUUAAUGUCAAACAUAUACCAAAACAAAUUUUACAUGAAACAUUUUAUCAUUACUUUGCAUGUAAAAAGCGUGUGACAUUUAGCGCGAUGAAUAACACUUUCUAACAUGUGAACAUAUUUUUUUUAUUCAAAAUCCAAUUCAUAUAGAGAAACCUACUAAAAUAAUACCAAUAUGGAUAAAAAUAAUUAUAUCAAAAAGCCUUAAUUUUGUAUUGCCAUUUAUCAUAUCUCAUUUAAAAGAGCUCUACAGUCAGCCUAAAAUAUGAGUAUGAUUCUUAUUGUAAAUGUUAUAUUAUAGGGUUAUUGCAUGAAUAUUGGGGAAUAUUGUCCCGAGUAGAAUUUUAUAUUGCACGAGCUUGCGAGUGCAAUAUAUGUUCUACGAGGGACAAUAUUCCCCAAUAUUCAUGCAAUAACCCUUUUAUUGUAUAGCAAUAUAAUAUUUUUGAAGGUAAAAAUUGUUUUAAAUUACAAUUUUGUCGUUAAUGACGUCAUGAAUUUUGAAGAUUUAUUGCACUAGUGCAAUAUUGUAAUUUAUUGCACGCUAACUUUUGGUUACUUUCUGUGGGAAAUAUUAUAUUGCUAUACAAUAAUAACAGUUAUUCUACUGUCAUUCUUCAUGUGGGGUACCUUUUUCAUACGCUUUUAAAUAGUCUCAAAUUCAAAACUUAUUUGAAGGUCAUGAUAGAAACAGAUUCUUUUUUUCUGAAUACAGACAUUUCUCCAAUUUUUAUGUUACAAUUUAAGAAUUUGAAUGCAAAAAUAACUAUGUUCAAUGAAGAUUUUUUCUGUAUUUCAUUUUAUUUGAUUAAGAAUUAUAUUUCUAUGUUAAGUUGUUAUGUAUUGUUGUUUACAUCUUUUUGUUUGUUUUUAAUGGGUAUUUUUAAAAAUUUUAUUCAGUAUUGUUUAUCUUUUACUACUCAAACUAUAUCAAAGUAUAUAUGUGUAUAUAACGGUGGUCUAGCCCGUCGUGCACAGUGCAGGCGGUUUGGUGCCACAUUAUCUCAGUACCAUGAGUUCAAAUCCUGACAAGUGAAGGACAAAAGCAAAUUUAUAGAUCUAACAUAUAUAUAUAUAUAUUUAAUUCGUCUAAACAUCAGCCGAACAAUGUUAGAUCUGUAAAUUUAUAUAAACAUACAUUAAUAUAUACACUUUUAUUUGUUCAUAUUUAUUUCUGGUAAAUGUUGAAAAAGCAAAUAAAAAAGAAAACUUGAAUUUAAAAUGCAACUUUUCCAUGAAUAUGAAUACAAAGGUCUUGAAAAAUACUUUGCCAGCAUAAAAUCUGUCUCCCCAGUAAGAGGAAGGCUAGUCUGCCAAGCUUGUACAUUUUUGUAUUCCUUUUAUCAGGACUUUGUAAUUUUUCCCAACUAAAGGAUGACUCAUAUCUUAAGAAUCACUUUGUAAUUUAAGUAAUUUUCCAUGUUGAGUCCUAAAGCUUUUUCUCAUCUUAUAAUGUAUAUAGUGAUUAAAAUGCAUCUUAACAGAAAUUGGAUUUAGUGACCUGGAUGCUCAUACACUAACUGUUAUUGUUUGAAGAUAAAAAAUAUUUACAAUCAUGAAGCGACUCCAUUUUUCAGAGUUAAUAAGCAUGAGGAAGAAAUUUAUUUAGAUAAGUGUAGAAAUAAUCCGAUUCAGUUACAAAUACUUUUUCCAUGCUUCCCUAAUAUGGAUCUGACAACACUCUGUUCUACUUUCUGGUAUUUAUAAAACUAGGCAAUGCCAUCGUGUGUACUUCCAAAUUUAAUUGUGUAUAAUUAAGACAAAACAAGAGGAAUUGUAAAAGUUGUUAAAACAGAGUAGAACUGACCAUUGUCAGAUCCAAAAUGUAAGCAAUGGAAUGAGACAAUAUCUGUAUUUCAGUCAGAUAUAACUGUAGAAAUCAUUUUGAUUUUUUGUGAUGAUAUUGAUCUGUGAUAAGUAUAUUGAAUUUUACAUGUAUUAUGAAUCUUUUCUGAGAAUUGGCAUAUUUAAUGACUGUUUUUUCUUUAUUUUUAUUUUUAUAUCAUUUUAUAUAAGUUUCCAGUGUCUAAAAUCAUUCCUUAUAUAUACCUAAUAUAAAGCAAAUUUUGCACUGUUUUAAAUAAAUUUUAUUAUGCAUCCAUGAUAACAUGAACUAUUACAGAUUUUACCUUUUACGUGUAAUCUGUCGGCACAAUUAUUUGUAUGACUGUUUUAUAUCUAGUAAGUUUUGCUUGUCAAAGUUAACUGGUAUCACAAAAGUAAUAAACUGUUUUGUUGUUUAA
Messenger RNA from Mytilus trossulus (common blue mussel), 5265 nucleotides. RefSeq lists its product as uncharacterized. The record is from RefSeq and is a predicted model, not a curated record. The transcript is spliced from 8 exons. Bases 134 to 1378 code for a protein of 414 amino acids. Lineage: Eukaryota; Metazoa; Mollusca; Bivalvia; Mytilida; Mytilidae.